CGCAGUUGUCUUCGCCCGCUUCCGGCUGGCGCUGCCUUGGAGGGGUUGAGGUCCGGGUGUUUUCGGUGUUGGUUACCUCCGCCGUAUCACCGAGUAAGUCUCCUGGAGUAUAGGUAAAAAGGUACAUAUGCACUUCAAAUGGAAAGGAACAUGUUCCCAAAUCACUCCAGCUUGGGUUGUCCAUCCUUCCCUCCAAAACAUCAACAACGGAGUAAUUUCUUCAAUAAGAUUCCUCUGAAUAUGCUACCCACUUUUGUCUCUCAGCAACAUCUUAUUGAGACUCAGUUUAAUUUUCAGAAUGCAGUGGCUGUUUUGAAUGGUAACCUUGCAAGUAGUCAAGAUGCUACACUGCAGCCAGUGGCUUAUGUAACUGGCAGUCCAGUACAUGUGUCUGAUGCCCCCAUGUCAUCCCGAGGAAGAAAGAGACUAAGUGAACAGAGUGUUCCGUAUAAUGUCAAGCGGCAUCGAUUGCAUUCACAUCAUUCUGAAACAGCUGUAGUUAACCAAGCAGUGCUUUUACCAGAAGAACGUAGAUACUGUUUUCCAGGAUCAGUUCAAUCUCCACUCUUUCAUGCACAUCACGUCCCAGAUUUAGCUGGAUGUGUACCUCGGAUUCGGUAUACUUUGUUUCCAGAACCUACAGAAACCACUCUCCCUGUGGCCAAAGAUAAGUUAAGUCAGCAGGUUUUGGAGUUAUUUCAAGCAUGUCAGCAACAGACCUGUGAUUUGCACAAAAAAGAGGUCUGCAGAACACAACUCCAGAGAGAAAUUCAGCGACUUUUUCCAAACAGCAGACUCUUUUUGGUUGGGUCCUCCCUGAACGGGUUUGGCACUCGUAGCAGUGAUGGUGACUUGUGCCUGGUGGUGAAGGAAGAACCAAUAAAUCAGAAGACCGAAGCAAGAAACAUACUCAGCUCAGUCCAGAAACUCUUCAGUACUAGCCUUUCAACUUACAUUGAGAGACCUCAGCUGAUUCGGGCAAAAGUGCCAAUAGUGAGGUUCAGGGAUAAAGUCAGCUGUGUAGAGUUUGACUUGAAUGUAAACAGUGUUGUGGGAAUAAGAAAUACAUUCCUUCUGAGAACCUAUGCAUACAUGGAAGAUCGAGUUCGUCCAUUAGUACUUGUUAUUAAGAAGUGGGCAAGUUUUCAUAACAUAAAUGAUGCCAGUCGUGGUACUUUAAGCAGCUAUAGUCUCGUGUUGAUGGUUUUGCACUAUUUACAGACACUUCCUGAACCUGUCCUUCCAUCUCUCCAAAAAAUUUACCCAGAAUCUUUUGAUCCUACUAUGCAGUUGCAUCAUAUUCAUGAGGCUCCACGUACCAUUCCUCCAUACACCUCAAAAAAUGGAUCAAGCCUUGGAGAAUUGCUAAUAGGCUUCUUCAAAUAUUAUGCCACUGAAUUUGAUUGGAGCAAUCAAGUGAUUUCAGUUCGUGAGGCCAAAGCUAUUCUCAGACCUGAUGAUAGUGAAUGGAGAAACAGAUUUAUUUGUAUAGAAGAGCCAUUUGAUAGGACAAACACUGCUAGAGCUGUACAUGAAAAACAGAAGUUUGAUUUAAUCAGAGGUCAAUUUCUGAAGUCUUGGCAUUUAUUACGAAACAAGAAAGACCUGAACUGUGUAUUACCUUUAAGAGCAGCCACACUGAAAAAAUAAACAACUUCUUUCUCUUUCUUCUUACUGGCUCCUGCUGAAAAAAUAUCAAAAUCAAGAGGCAGUUACCCCAUGGGUAGUUGUGUUAUAAUGUGUUUUUCCUUGUAAACUUCAAGAAAAUAUUUAUAGGAAAGAUUAUGUAUUUCAUUAUUGUUGAUACAGCUGGUCAUUAAAAGACACGUUUUCUGAAAA
This is a messenger RNA of Melopsittacus undulatus (budgerigar), 1839 nucleotides long. It is a transcript of the gene TENT2, whose product is annotated as terminal nucleotidyltransferase 2. Gene Ontology annotation, molecular function: poly(A) RNA polymerase activity. Lineage: Eukaryota; Metazoa; Chordata; Aves; Psittaciformes; Psittaculidae. The coding region runs from base 139 to 1650 and encodes 503 amino acids. The record is from RefSeq and is a predicted model, not a curated record. The transcript is spliced from 15 exons.